This is a messenger RNA of Macadamia integrifolia, 1056 nucleotides long. Its product is annotated as zinc finger BED domain-containing protein RICESLEEPER 2-like. Gene Ontology annotation, molecular function: protein dimerization activity; DNA binding. The transcript has 2 exons. The record is from RefSeq and is a predicted model, not a curated record. Lineage: Eukaryota; Viridiplantae; Streptophyta; Magnoliopsida; Proteales; Proteaceae. Bases 1 to 1056 code for a protein of 351 amino acids.
AUGAUUAGGUGGAUAAAUGAUUCACCAUCUAGAUUUGAAAAUUUUGGUGAUGCAUUGGUUCAAACCAAAUUGUUUAGCAAAAAUAGUGUCUCUACGGAUGUUGCAACAGAAUGGAACUCAACAUGUGAAAUGCUCCAUAAUUCUUUAGAGGUGAGAGAAGCAUUUGAGCGUUUAGUAGAGUUGGAUCAGAAUUUCAACACGUUGCCAAUUGAUGAGGAGUGGGAAAAAUGCAAAUCAAUUGGUCAAUGCCUGAAAGUUUUCAAUGGUGCCAUGAAACAUAUGUUGGACAGAAAGUAUCCAACUGUGAACUUCUAUUUCUGGGAUGUCUGUGAUCUUUAUCAUCAUUUGAUUCAAUGGGGAAAUAGCAAAGAUGACUAUAUUCGUUCUAUGGCUUUUACAAUGAGAUUAAAAUUUGAGAAGUAUUGGAAAGAGACUAAUUUAUUUAUGGCGCUUGGGGUUAUUCUUGACCCUCGCUACAAAAUGGAACUCAUUGUUUAUGUUUUGAAUGCAAUUUAUGGGGAUGAUGCUGAUUACCAUAUUAAGAAGAUCAAAUUUGUUGUUGUUGACUUCUAUUCUGAGUAUGCAUGUGAGUAUGGUAGAUCUUGUUGUUCCCUUAUGGUUGCAGAUGCUUCUAACUGUGUUGGUGGCAAUGGAAAUGAUUCUUUUAACAAAGUUUCUAAGGGAAAAACUUCAGUGUUUUCUAAAGGGUUCAAGAAACAUGUGCAACAACGUUCUAGAAGUUUAAAGAAUGCCCAAAAGUCUGAAUUAGACAUGUAUUUAGAAGAAAGCUUAUUUCCAAUUGGUGACAAUGAGUAUUGUUUUGAUAUUCUGCAUUGGUGGAAACAAAAUAGCCCCAAGUUUCCGAUCCUUGCUAGAAUGACUCGUGAUAUCUUGACAGUUCCAGCAUCAAUUGUUGCCACAGAAUCUGCUUUUAGUCUUGGAGGCAGAUUAAUUACCGAGCAUCACCCACUGUUAACCCCAGAGGUUGUGGAAGCUUUAAUUUGUUUGAGGGAUUGGUUGCCAUCAUAUAAAGCUGCUACCACUGUGGAUGAAUGA